AUGAACUGCACUGCCAGCCCGUGUCUCGCACCCUGUUUCAGGCAACUGCUGGAACAAUUCCGCAACCGAACGCAGACGGCGAGCGCCGAUAAGGACAAGGACGCGCCUUUAUUCAUUAUGGUUAUUAUCGUAUUCUACGCCGCUAUCACGGCGGCUCUCCUGGUUGCCUACAUCAAGUCAAGGAAGAGGGAGAAUAAGAACGACCCGUACCACAUCUACAUUAAGAAAAACUGGGCCGUGGUCGAGGGAGCCAAAGCUUUCGAGUCGGACCGCGACAGCGUGGAGGUCGAGCAGCUGCUGAGCUGA
Polypterus senegalus (gray bichir) is the source of this 306-nucleotide messenger RNA. RefSeq names its product potassium voltage-gated channel subfamily E member 1B-like. Gene Ontology annotation, biological process: potassium ion export across plasma membrane; regulation of ventricular cardiac muscle cell membrane repolarization; regulation of heart rate by cardiac conduction. Gene Ontology annotation, molecular function: delayed rectifier potassium channel activity; voltage-gated potassium channel activity involved in ventricular cardiac muscle cell action potential repolarization; transmembrane transporter binding. Gene Ontology annotation, cellular component: membrane. The record is from RefSeq and is a predicted model, not a curated record. Bases 1 to 306 code for a protein of 101 amino acids. The transcript has a single exon. NCBI's taxonomy places the organism in Eukaryota, Metazoa, Chordata, Cladistia, Polypteriformes, Polypteridae.